CCCAGCCAAGCACAACGGUGGGUGCGGGAUCGCGGUGGUGUCCACUUCCCCAGGUUUAACCGACCUGGCGCCCAGCUUUCUCCACACGACUCCUCGAUGCCAGCAAUGUUGCGCCAUUACCUCCUCUCUUUCAUCCGAAUGCCAACAGACUGCAGUAUCAGAUAAUGUGUUCCACCCAGAGCGAGCACCCAUGAACGCAGCUUUCUCCAUCGUGGAGGCCCUCGGGUGCCGCUUCCGCCCCCAUCAAGCACCCCGAGGGACACCGUCGCGAAUAAUAAAGCUGCGUCUUGCCAAUUCUCUUCGCCGGGCCGGACGAUGCCUGAGUAUAGACUCGGCGUUGCAGCCAGCUCGAGUUCCUGGGUCCAGUUCACCGUUUCCAAGCUUCGCGGCACCGACUGGCACCAUCCGCGCCCAGGAUACGCCCAGUCCGACAAAGGACCCAGAGGUUGGCGACGCUGAGCUGGGCCUCCUUCGGGAAAUCCUUGCACUCAAUCAUCCCUCGAGAGCUGGCAUAAAGGGAGAACCUCGUUUCGGCCUGAACCAGUCGGCCCUGUCUACCACCCAUACAGCCGACCAACCGAUUGCGGCCACCACUUUCCCGUCAUCGCCGUCUUCGGACCUGCUGCGUGCAUUCAGAAACACCCGCAAGACCUUCGAGUACCUUAAGGCGGCCACGGCUACCUCACCUGCUCCUGCCCAGGAAGUCACAUUUAAACUCCAAGGUGCAAUCGCGGAUCUGCCCCCAAGUACUUUCUCCGAGCUGCUGCGUUCUCUCGACCCAGUGGCCUAUGUCAGCAAGGAGAUGGAUCCGGCUGAGGGUGUUCACGUCGGCCCGGGAAUGGCCCAGUAUACCGAUCUGGGGCGGGUCAUUGACGAGUUCGGCGUCCGGCGCAUCUACUUUUGGCUGCUCCGGAGACUAGUCGCCGUCGCCCAGGUCCGGAUCGAAGCCGGGCACGGCCUGCUUCAAUCAGACUACAAGAUCCUUCUCCGCUGUGCCGGAGCGGCAUCCGAUCUGCACAUGGCGAAGAAGAUCUGGCACCUGAUGGAGACUAGGGGCCAGAUCUCGCUCCGAGAUGGCGAUGCCUACACCGAGUUCAUCAAGGCACGCUUCUUGACCGAGGCGCUCUACACGCAAUUCGACAUGGCCCGAUUUCGAGUCUCGCCAGGAAACAUGCACAAACAGAAGAUAUGGCUCGCUCCGCGCCAACUAAGCAGGAUCAGGAAGCUUCGAUAUAACAUCGUCACCAAGCAAGCGCACCGCUUCGGGCAGAACCGGUACACGCCAGAAAAGGCGGAAGGGCUGGUGAGAAUCUUGCGGAAAACCAAGCCGAUCCGGAAAGUCUUCCUCAAAGUCGUCAAGGACGGCGUUGCGGUGGACGAGAAGCUGCUCUGCUCAGCCAUGGUGGCCUUUGCGCGGAACGGUGCCCUGCAGUUCAUCAAGGUGAUGAUAUUGUCGAGAUACUGGAAGAUAAAGGUCAAUACUGUGAAGGCGACCCGCGAGGUCACAGUCAGCGGGGGCACAACCGUCUACAGGCCUGACUCGCCAAUGCACCCGACCGCGCGAUUGUUGGACGCCGUGGUCGAGAGCUUUUGCUGCAACGCAGAAAUCGCCACCGCAUUCAAGCUACUCGACUUCAUCUCGAACCGGUACGGCAUUCCCAUUCCCGACAAAACCUGGUUCAAGCUGCUGGAAUGGGCCUAUGUUCAGUCCUCGAGGCCGGCCUCGCUGGAGUGGAAGCUUGCCGGUUGGCCAGAGAAAACCGUGCGACAGGAUACAGUACAGCUGAUCUGGGAUACCAUGGUUUCGGAGCCGUACAAUGUGCGGCCAGGCUUCAACGAGCACAUCAUCCUGAUCAAGUCCUUGCUCAGCCGGGGUCGGCUAAAGGACGCCAUGCAACGGAUGCUCGAGCUCCAGCCAGCGUACGCCAAGACUCUGGUAGACCUCGAGGAUGCCUUCUAUGAGCACGUGCACACCUCCCGCCUCGGCAUUGAUCCUGCACAGUCGUUGCAGCGCUGGCUUGGAGCCCGCACUCAAAAGCAGAUGAUGUGGUACGCCAUCCAAACCUGCUGCUGGAAGCUGUUCAAGAAAGUCCGCAGCAACAGAAUCGACGACAUCAUGACGGUCCGUCUGAUCCCGCAGCUCAUUGACGCCUUCCGACCCUUCUUCGCCCGCUCCCUUCGCUACCGCACCGCAACCGGGGUCGUGGAAAUCCGCAAUCCGAAUCCUGUGGCCUUGUUCGAAUCCGGCGCCCGAAACGUGAGGCUGCCAGCGCUUAUCACGCAGGAUCUGGUUGGCGUCCCUCGUCCUCAGGGGGUGGGAGCUGGAGGGGCGGAUGGGCUGUCCUCCGGCUCUGCGGACAUGGUAUCACGGUCAACGCGCCCUGAUCCGGAUACGUCCAAGGUUUGGAGACGCCAGAGUGUUCGGGUCGGUCAUAACCUUGCUUCAAAGGUGCUGCCCAAGAUGUUGCGCCAGGAAAUGCCUUCAGCUAAGCAACUCCUACGGGAAUUUGUCUGAGCAUCGGGGAGCGAUUAGGUGUGAGAGAAUAACUGGUAACACCAUGUAAACACGUCCAAUGAUGAGCUACCUAGGUAGUUGAAAUUAGGUACUCUACGUCAAUGUCUGAAACAGCUUGAUGCUAUCAAUGUAUCUACCUCGACUGCCAGCAAGGCAGGAGAAAUUCCAAAUCCCCAUAAACGCC
This is a messenger RNA of Phialemonium atrogriseum, 2699 nucleotides long. RefSeq names its product mitochondrial ATPase expression-domain-containing protein. The coding region runs from base 191 to 2515 and encodes 774 amino acids. NCBI's taxonomy places the organism in Eukaryota, Fungi, Ascomycota, Sordariomycetes, Cephalothecales, Cephalothecaceae. The record is from RefSeq and is a predicted model, not a curated record. The transcript has a single exon.